UUGAUAUUUAUUGACGGAUUCUGUCUGUUGAAUUAUGUAGUAGUCAAUAGUUUGUUGUCUGGAUCAGACUGGACGUGGAACAAACAAGGUGGUCGUUAAACCCAAGCCUCCGCCUUCGACCUUACCGCCCCGCCACCCACACACAUGUAUAUAACAUUUCUUCCCCAUGAAACUUCAGAAGUCAUCCAGUGGGUCAAUACAAAAUUAUCAUCCCUUUACACAAAAUCCCAUUUCCCAUUUGAAUCUUUGGUUAUUGAGGCGCUAAAAUGUCAAGUCUGAGUCAUUUCCUCCAAGAUUCUGCAGAUGGAUUCGACAUGCAACUGAUCGGAAAUUUCCUGAGUUUUGCGUCAAGAGGGGAUAGGGUUGGAUUAAACCAGAUGUUAAGGGAAGGUAUAUCUCCCAACGUGCAGGACUAUGAUAAGAGAACUGCACUUCAUCUUGCUGCCAGUGAAGGCCAUGCCUCCAUUGUCGAGCUUCUUUUGGCAUACGACGUUGAUGUUAACCUUCAAGACCGUUGGCAAAGGACUCCAUUAGCAGAUGCAAGGUUGUAUGGACAUCGAGAUAUAUGCAGGAUCCUUGAAGUCAAUGGAGGCAAGGAAUAUGUUGAAGAUCAACCAAUGCCAGUUCGCCAUGAAAAUGAUUCACUGGAGGACAUCGACAUCUCUGAAUUUACUUCAUUUCAAUCAUCAGCAAUAGAACAGGGUCAAUUUGGUAACUCAGAAAAGGUCAAGUGGCGUGGAACUUGGGUGAUGAAAACAGUUAUCUCGAGACACAUAUAUCAUCCUGAGAAAAUGGUUUUGACUGCAAAAGAUAAUACUCUUCUCAGGGAACUUCGACAUCCAAAUAUUUUGCAGUUUCUUGGGUCAAUUGUACAAGGUGAAGAGAUGAUCUUGAUUACAGAGUAUUUGCCGAAGGGGAACUUGAAUGAUAUUUUGGGUAGAAAGGUUCGUCUUGAUCCUGCAACUUGUCUACGCUAUGCACUUGAUAUUGCCAGGGGAAUGAAUUAUCUUCAUCAGCACAAGCCUUGCCCCAUAGUUCACAAUAAUUUGCAUCCCCGGAACUUGUUGCUUGAUGAAGGCGACCACUUGAAGAUCGGUGAAUAUUGGAUCCAUAUGUUGUACGAGAGAAUACAUCCAAAUGAAGAGACCCUGUUAAGUGACAUCCUUAACAACUCACUAAAUGAUACUACGAAAGACAUUCGCUCUUUUGGCAUUAUAUUUUAUCAGAUGCUGGUGGGCAAGCACACCAACAUAAACUCCGAGAAUAUGAAUCUCCAGUCUGUUGAAUUUGAAAAGAAGUUCAGUAUGAGUCGAUGCCCUAUAAGAAUCACUCAGCUAAUAGAACAGUGCACCAGUAAGGAAGUUUCUAUGAGGCCUUCAUUUGCUACUGUUAUAGUAAUCCUGGAGGAAGUUAUCUCGUUGCUGAGAAAAGCCGGUUGCCCCGUCUGUUAAAUGCGGACACUCUACCACAUGAACAAUUGAGAUAACAGUGUAAAACCAAAAUCUGCCUGCAAGAUGAAAGACGCGAAAGUGCUUUUGCUUUUCUUGCUGCUGUGAUUAUCUGAAGUUGAACAUUGCAGUGUUUAGUAAGUGAACGAUCCCACACGAGAUGAUCUUCAUUCCUCUCGGAUCUACUAUUAGAACCCUUUUCUCCAGAAUUUUGGUCAGGACCAAUAAGUCUGGAAAUGUAGAAUAAAGUUCCAAUCUUCUUCCCAAGAUGGCCAUUCUUCGACCAUACGUUUUAAGACAAGAUACAGAAAAAAGUAUUCAAAAAAAUUUGAAUUUGUCUUCAAGAUUGUAUUCUAAUGUAAUAUUUUAGAAGAUAUUGGGAUUUGUAAUGUAUUGCGUGAAAUUUAUUUUCUUUGGUGGAUUGUUCAAGG
Molecule: messenger RNA, 1879 nt
Organism: Olea europaea var. sylvestris
Lineage: Eukaryota; Viridiplantae; Streptophyta; Magnoliopsida; Lamiales; Oleaceae
Product: integrin-linked protein kinase 1-like
Exons: 11
Coding region: 267-1451 (394 amino acids)
Biological process (GO): protein phosphorylation
Molecular function (GO): protein binding; ATP binding; protein kinase activity
Source: RefSeq, a predicted model, not a curated record